This is a messenger RNA of Camelina sativa (false flax), 2324 nucleotides long. NCBI's taxonomy places the organism in Eukaryota, Viridiplantae, Streptophyta, Magnoliopsida, Brassicales, Brassicaceae. The record is from RefSeq and is a predicted model, not a curated record.
CUCUUAUCUUUUUCACUCGAUUCUCUCUGGUUCAUCAAAGCCGCCGUUGAAAUCGUCUCGCUUGUUCCUGAUUGAUUGACCGACCCUGUUCAUCAAGCUCCUGAACUUAAGCAGCUUCGCUCUCUCCUGAGAUCUUUCACCGGUUAAACAUCGAGUUGGAAUCUCCUCCUGGAGUGUCGAAUCUUAGUUGCAUCCAGAUUCCAAUGGACGCUCCUACCGAACAACAACAACAACAACCGGCUCAGCUCAGCUCUGGAAACGACCGUGAAGCUUUUCGACAAACCUUGUGGAAUACUCUCCUGCGGCGUUCUUUCUACCUGCCUUCUUUCAAGAUUUACGGUGGUGUCUCUGGUUUUUACGAUUAUGGUCCUCCUGGCUUCGCUCUUAAGAACAAUAUCCUCAAAUUUUGGCGUGAACACUUCGUCUAUGAGGAGCAUAUGCUGGAAAUUGAAUGCCCCAGUGUCACACCUGAGGCUGUUCUCAAGGCUUCAGGGCAUGUUGAUAAGUUCACUGAUCUUAUGGUUAAGGAUGACAAAACUGGAACCUGUUUCCGCGCUGACCAUUUGCUCAGGGAUUAUUGCAACGACAAGCUCGAGAAAGAUCAUCUUACCAUCUCUGCUGAGCAAGCUUCUGAACUAAAGAAUGUUCUUGCUCUCUUGGAAGAUCUUUCAUGUCAGGAGCUUGGUUUGAAGAUUAAAGAGUAUGGGAUCACUGCUCCCCACACUAAGAAUCCUCUUUCUGAUCCUUACCCAUUCAACCUGAUGUUUCAAACAUCUAUUGGCCCAUCUGGUCAGAGUCCUGGUUACAUGCGUCCUGAAACGGCACAAGGCAUUUUUGUCAACUUCAGAGACUUGUAUUACUACAAUGGAAAGAAACUUCCCUUUGCCGCGGCUCAAGUCGGUCAAGCCUUCAGGAACGAGAUAUCUCCACGUCAAGGGCCUCUUAGAGUUCGUGAAUUCACUCUGGCAGAAAUUGAGCACUUUGUCGACCCUGAGAAUAAGUCACAUCCUAAAUUCUCUAAUGUAGCAGAAUUGGAAUUCCUUAUGUUUCCAAGAGAGGCCCAACUCUCUGGCCAAUCUGCUAAAAAGAUCUGCCUUGGGGAAGCUGUUGCCAAGGGAACUAUUAACAACGAAACUCUAGGAUACUUCAUUGGGAGAGUUUAUCUUUUCCUUACCAAGAUUGGCAUAGACAAGAACCGGCUGCGUUUCCGCCAGCAUCUAGCAAAUGAAAUGGCCCACUAUGCAGCAGAUUGCUGGGAUGCUGAAAUUGAGGCUUCAUAUGGGUGGAUUGAAUGUGUUGGGAUUGCAGAUAGGUCUGCAUACGACUUACAGGCUCACUCCGAAAAAAGUGGCGUUGCUCUUGUGGCUGAAGAGAAAUUUGCAGAACCUAAAGAAGUAGAGCAACUUGUGAUUACUCCUGUGAAGAAAGAUUUGGGUAUUGCAUUCAAGGGAGAUCAUAAGAAAGUGGUUGAAUCUUUGGAGGCGAUGAAUGAGCAAGAAGCUAUGGCGAUGAAGGCAACCCUUGAAUCCAAACGGGAAGUGGAGUUUUACGUGUGUACCCUCGGGAAAAACGUGACCAUCAAGAAGAACAUGGUGUCAAUCUCAAAGGAGAGGACGAAAGUGCACCAGAGGGUUUUCACACCGUCAGUGAUUGAACCAUCGUUUGGGAUUGGUCGGAUUAUGUAUUGUCUGAGCGAGCACUCUUUCAGCACAAGGCCAGGCAAAGCAGGGGAUGAGCAGUUGGGCUUGUUGAGUUUUUCUCCUCUUGUUGCUCCCAUGAAGUGCAUGGUUUUCCCGCUUGUACAGAACCAACAAUUCGAGGAAGGAGCCAAAGUCAUUUCCGAGAGCCUUACUUCUAUUCGCAUCAGUCACAAGAUUGACAUGACUGGUACAUCGAUAGGGAAGAGAUAUGCGAGAAGCGACGAGCUUGGAGUGCCAUUUGCAAUAACUGUGGACUCGGAUACAUCGGUGACAAUCAGAGAAAGAGACAGCAAAGAUCAAGUCCGAGUCAGCUUGAAGGAGGCAGCUUCCGUCUUGAGCUCAGUCGCAGAGGGGAAGAUGACGUGGCAAGACGUCUGGGCAAGCUUCCCGCACCACUCUUCUGAAUGAUUUGGUCAAUGUAAUGCAUAUCACAUUUCUCGUUUCUACACGUCACUUUCGUAAUGCACCAUUGGGCGUUCUACUAUGAAGAUACAGAUCUUCUUUUCUUUUUCUUUUUUUGGUACAUUGAAAUAUAUUUCUGAUUGUUGACUAUAGCUUUUCGAGAAUCCUAACAGUUAAGUGAACCGUUUUCGGAGCCACUGAUUGAUUAAGUGUUGACAAACA